AUGGCAGACUACUCGCAGUACCAGGGGCCGAAUCCCGAGUGGGACGAGUUUGUUCGAGAGAAUGGCGUCGCGCCGACGGGAUUGGCUCCUGGCCAGACACCGGCGGACUUGAGACGGUCGACGAAUGCUCUGAGGGAGACGGCGGCCAAGAUUGAACUCGAAGCGUCAGGCCUCCUGGAAAAAGUGUCCUGGCGAGACGCCGACAUUCCCACGCGCGACAACUCGACCGUCCCAGCACGCAUCUACACCCCCAAAGGCGUCGACCCAUCUACCACCGGACCUCUACCCGUCUACCUCUUCUUCCAUGGCGGCGGCUACCUCUUUGGCAGCCUCGACACCGAAGACGCCAACUGCGCGCGCGUCGUGGCCAUGUCUUCGAUUCCUGUAAUGGUCGUCCACGUCAACUACCGCCACACGCCGGACUUUCGGUACCCGACGCAGCACAACGACGCGUGGGACGCCUUCGUCUGGCUCGGCGAGAACAUUGCCUCGUACGGCGGUGACCGCGAGAGGGUAAUCGUGGGGGGCAUCUCCGCGGGAGGCGGACUGACCGCGUCGGUCGUGCUCCAAGCACAAGGACGCCAGAACGACGCCAGCGACAGCUCUGCAAAAAUCAUCGGCCAACUCCUCCUCAUCCCCUGGAUCAUGCACCCCAAAGCCUACCCGUUCGACCUGCUCGUGUCGACGGAACGGUCCAGCUUCCAUCAAAACGCCAACGCGCCCGUGCUCCCACACUCGCAGAUCGACAUGUUUCUCGGCGUGUUCGAUAGUGAAGACACAGACCCGGCGGAUAUCUACCUCAGCACGGUGCUGGCGCCGGACGACAAGGUAAAGGGGAUGCCCAAGACGGUGGUCGUGGCGGCGGGUAUGGACCCGUUGAGGGAUGAGGCGCUCCUGUUUGCGGACAAGUUGAAGAAGAACGGCGUCCCCACUCGCGUCCACGUCUUCCCCGGCCUCCCACACGGUUUCCGGCGCUUCGCCACGCUCAAGGCCAGCGCGCGGUGGGACGCCGUCAUUGUCGAGGGGAUCCAGUGGUGUUUAUCCGAGAAUCGGGAGAGUUCCACCCAAGUUGAACUCUAG
Fonsecaea nubica is the source of this 1080-nucleotide messenger RNA. RefSeq lists its product as hypothetical. Lineage: Eukaryota; Fungi; Ascomycota; Eurotiomycetes; Chaetothyriales; Herpotrichiellaceae. Bases 1 to 1080 code for a protein of 359 amino acids. Gene Ontology annotation, molecular function: hydrolase activity. The transcript has 3 exons. The record is from RefSeq and is a predicted model, not a curated record.